AUGUGUCGCGCGGGCGCCUCCCCCGCCGAAGCCCGCCGGGGCCCGAGGCCGGCCCCUGAGCCCGGGCGUUUCCCCGCCGCCCGCGCCCUCCCGCGGCUCCCCCGCGUGCCCCGGGUCGCCUCCGCCGUCCGCCGCCUCGUCUUCCUCGCCGGGCCCCGCGCCGCCGCGCCCGUCCUCCGCACCGGCGACCGCGCCCCCGUCUCCCCAUCCGCCGCCGCCUCCUCUCCCUCGCCGGAUCCGGUCGACCCCGCCCCGGCGACCUUCCCCCAUCCACUCCGGCCGCCGCGCCGCCCGUCUCCGACGAGCUCCGGCCCCGCCUCGACGUCCGCGCCUCGAUCCGAACCCUAG
Aegilops tauschii subsp. strangulata is the source of this 348-nucleotide messenger RNA. Lineage: Eukaryota; Viridiplantae; Streptophyta; Magnoliopsida; Poales; Poaceae. The record is from RefSeq and is a predicted model, not a curated record.